Molecule: messenger RNA, 4423 nt
Organism: Esox lucius (northern pike)
Lineage: Eukaryota; Metazoa; Chordata; Actinopteri; Esociformes; Esocidae
Gene: zgpat
Product: zinc finger, CCCH-type with G patch domain
Exons: 7
Coding region: 363-1952 (529 amino acids)
Biological process (GO): regulation of transcription by RNA polymerase II; negative regulation of DNA-templated transcription
Cellular component (GO): nucleus
Molecular function (GO): DNA-binding transcription factor activity, RNA polymerase II-specific; metal ion binding; RNA polymerase II cis-regulatory region sequence-specific DNA binding
Source: RefSeq, a predicted model, not a curated record
GACUAGUCAGAAUGACGUUGUAGAUAGCUUGAAUAAAAAUUCUGACUUGUCACAAUGUAAUUACGACUAGUCAAAAUUACGGUGUUAAUUUGCCAUGUUAAUUCCGGAUAGUCAAGUCUAGCGAAUAAAUGUUUAAACAGCGUCCCAUAGGUACAGUCCCCUAGUUCCGACUUUCCUACGAGCUCCUGAAGUAAGCAACAUAGCCGCCUAUCGUUCAUUCUUGGUUUUUAUAUGGUGUGGUGUUUCUCGACCGUAAAUGUUACUCCCUUCGAUAUAUGCAUUUCUGUAUAUAAGCGAUUAAAGGUCACAACACUCCCUGCUAGCUAGAUGUUGACCAGUCGCUCCUGCCCACCCAGGCCAGAAUGGAUGAACACACCCUGGAGGCAGCCAUUGCGGCCUAUGGCACCCAGCUACAGCAGGUGGAGUGUGCCCUGUCAGCGGGUCUGGACCCUUCACAACAGGUCGACCUGAUCAAACUGAAAGAUGACCUCAGUCAGCUGAUAGAGCUUACAGAAGCUAGCCUAGUGUCAGUCAAGAAGAGUCGGCUCUUAGCCACACUGGAAGAGGCCAAUGGGCUCCAGUCACUAGCCACAGAUGACCCAGCCAACUGCAGCUUGGAUAAUGAGUUUGCUGCCUUCUAUUCAGAAAUGGGAGAGGUUUCCAGAAGCAGCUCAGAUCCCAGAGACGAGGGAAACCAAAUGGAUGAUGUCGGAGAGCGGGAUGAUGAUGGUGAACAUGAGGAAGGAGAGGUAGAAACUUUAAGUGGUACAAAAGUGCGUGCACCCUACCGCACCUCCUGGGGGAGGUUGGAGUACCAUAAUGCAAUGAUCGUGGGGACAGAGAGAUGUGACACGGAUGAGCCUCAAGUGAGGGUGCUGUAUGUUCACCCCACACAGAAGUCCAUGAAACCAUGUCCAUUCUUCUUGGAGGACAAAUGUCGUUUCGAAGACAACUGCAGGUUCUCCCAUGGUGAAGUGGUAUAUGUGUCUGAGCUCAGAGACUUUUUGGAGUCCGACCUCAGUAACCUUCAAAAGGGCUCUUCCUGCUUGGCCAGGCAAGAAGAUGGCAUUUGGUACCCAGCCAAAAUAACAGACAUUGACAGUGAGUUUUACACGGUGAAGUUCGACUCUGCACUACUGAAGAGUGCUGUGGUGGAGGCCGAUGGAGUCAUCCCCCCACUAAGAGAAGACGACGUACCCUCCUCAUCAGGCUCAGAAGAUGAUGACAAUGGAGUGGAGGAGACGGCAUUUGCCAGAGUUUUGACCCAAGAGGAGGAUUGGGCAUCAUCGAGUAGUUCUUCCUUUGGUGGCUGGGAGGCACACACAAGAGGCAUAGGCUCCAAGCUCAUGCUUAAAAUGGGAUAUGAAUAUGGGAAAGGUCUGGGGAAGACUUCCGAGGGUCGGGUGGAGCCAGUGCUGGUGGUGGUCCUGCCCAAAGGUAAAUCCCCGGACCAGUGUGCUGAGCUCACUGGGAGGAAGACCCAGAGCAAAGCGGCCAAAGAUGGGCAGCAGGUGAUCUGCAAAAAGAGAACCCGAAAGGCCAGGAUGUGCAACCUUGGUGGGAAGAACAAUGUCUUUGAUUUCCUGAACCGCAAGCUGGGUGAUGGAGAUGCCAACCCUAAGGCAGGGGGCACUGCCAGCCUCCCUCUCCCACGUAAUCCAUUGUCCAGAGGGGCCGGAGUGGAGGCUUACAAGGGGGGGAAGAGUACCAAGAGGAGCCUAAAUGUGAAGCUGUUCCAGGCAUCGGAGAGGGUGGCCCAGACAGAGAGGGAGAUUCAGAGGCUCACAGAGUCCUUGAGUCGACACACUGGGAGAGAUUCAGCUGUGCUGGCCCGCCUGGAGGAGAAACUGUCUUCAGCCCGCAGCCUGCUGGCCCAGCAGAAGGCACAGGAGCUGACAGCCCAGAGGGAGAACCGGAAGGCUGACACUCACAAGAAAAUGACUGAGUUUUGACCAUACGGGCACUCCAUACUCAGAAUGCAGACAAUUAUUUUGUCACCUGUUACACCUAUGUAAUCCAAUGAACUCAAAUUGGACUCAAGACUGAAUUGAGGCCUUUGGUUGUUAGACUUUGUUAGGACUGGUCAAUCAGGGACGUGCAUCUGGUUUGUUUAUUAACAUGGGUCCUUUUCUUUUAUGAAAUUGAGAUUUUGGUUGCAGCUUUUUAAAUUCAAAGUGUGGGUCGGUUAGGAUGAGACCGGACCAAAAGAUCAAGAGCUUCCAAAAGCUUCUGCAUAUGUCAGGAUCACUUUCUAUGCAUGCGUUUGUUCGUGCAGUCCCUGCCUUGUCUUAAAAAACAAGACUAAUCUGGCAUAUUAUGCUUGUGUAAUAAAGUUAGAUUAAAGCUGAAUCAAUACCGAAAAAAAGUUCAAUGUUCAUAGUACUUUGAUGUCAUAGUGGAGCCGUUGUACGCAAGAGAAUGCAAGAGGAAACAAUGUAAUCAUAGCUAUCGCCUUGUAUCUACAACCCCAGAACAGCUGAGUAAAAAAGGUGUUUACCAAAACACAUUACCAAUGUAAAAAUAUAAACAAAUUGUGACAUGUAUUAAAUCAAUUAAUUUGAUACAUUAAUCAUACUAUUUCCUCCUAUGAGGAAAUAGUCCUGAUUCAAAAUCUAGUAUUGCUUCCUAAGCCAGUUGGUUCUUUCAAUAUUUACUGUUUAGUUCAAACUGACUGGUUGUUCAUUCAAUUAUUUUAAGUUGCUAUGGGCAGGCUGUGGUCCUGAACUUAAUCUGUUUUGUGUGGUAAAUAAAUUCACUGAAUAGGCUGUGUACCUACCUGCUGGACCAUUUUAGAUAAAAAUUUGAACUAUUGUAAACAUAACACAAAUGUAUUUAUUUCGAUCACCCACAACUGGACAAUGCUAUGCAAGCUCUUACUCCUUGCCUUUUAAACUUUAGCCAAAUACAUAGCUAUCACAAUCCCUUUAAAGUUCAGACAGUACCACAGACAUCCCAAUUCAAUAUCGAAACUAUGAUUCAAACUUCAGAGAGUUCUAAAGCAACGUUUCUAGAAAUGACUGUUAUUCAAAACCAGUUGCUAGUCUAAAUGUAAGGGGGGGAAAUCUAGUUGCUUUUUAGUUAGUUCAUGAAUUUUGUUCAUAAAUUAAAGUUAAUAAAUUCCUGACGGUAUAGUGACUUCUCAGAAAGAACAGUUAAAAGAUAUCCUCUUUUGCAUCAUUGCCUACCCAUAGUAAAGAGCAAUUUUACUGGGUUUUAGAACAUUUCAACUAAUCACAAUUUAUAUGUGGAACAACCUGUAGAACAUGCUAUUAUAUGUUAUCUAGAAUGUAGACAUUGAUUCACCUUUGAUCUAAUGUUAUUAUACAAGCACCAAUCGCCUGUAUCCUGUUCGCUGUGCAUAGAAAAUAUACUCAUGCACUGAAAAUGAUGCAUGUCUUUUAGUCCGGUUGAAGGUUGCAAAAAUGUAGGUCCGCAACAACUGCGUUUGAUUCAAAAAUACAAAAAUUGCCAAGUUUUCCCUGUAUGAAACCAAUGUCUGAAUAAAAAAAAAAUACAAACAAAAAAGCAUUAUUUACACUUUAGGUAUUUAGCACAUUUUGUAAUCCAUAGUGAAGUCCAGUUAGACCAUACAUCAAGACAACCACUAAAUUCAAUAGUAGUAAGUGUACCUUACUGAUGUAGCCAUUAUCAGUCUGUGCUUGAAGAGAAAAGCAAAUGGAAAUUGUAUGCUUUAGUUCACACAGGCAACGUUGGAGGGUGUUGGGACGGAAGGUUGAGCCUGUGGCUUGUUUUAGAUUCAGGAAAAAUACUUAUUCAAAGAGUUUCUUACAUUUCUGGAAGGAACUAUGUCCUAGCUUAAAGGGGAGUUUGGUUUAUCAUCAUGGUGCUCGGACAGAAGAGUUUUGGUUGAGGUGACAAGAAGAGCUUCAGUAGGGAUGAAGAAGCUGAUUUAAAGGCAUGAGCAUUACACAAAUACAGCUUGUGCUGGGGACAUGAAGUACACAAUAUGCAGUUUGGUCAGAAAACAUACAGUACAUACCAGCCAGAAGUUUGGACGCCUACUCAUUCAAGGGUAUUUAUUUUUGCUAGUUUCCACAUUGGACAAUAUUGGUGAAGACAUCAAACUAUGAAAUAACAUAUGGUUGUAACUGCAGAACGCAUGUGACCACACUAGCCCAGUCACACAGACAGCUGAUGAUGCUGUGGGUGAGCACAACCACCUAGUUUCUGAGCCAACUGUCAUAAGUCAUUUAAGAGAAGCCCAUCUACAUGUUUGUCUCAUUGCAAACAAAUUCAUUGGGCAAAUGUUAACUUUUGAUGGCCACUAAUGGCAUGUUGGAAAAAUUUGAUCUUCACAGAUGAAUCCUGUUUUCAGUUGUUUUUUGUUCAGUGUAUAUCCAACCCCAGAACGGUCAAGAUUAAAAUGUUUUGUUCUGUGCUCGAACAAGACCGAUAAUUUCUC